AACCAAAGCCAGAGUCCGAGGAGGAGCCAGCGCCAGGGGAUGUCCCCAUCGCGCCUCCUUCGGUGUUCUGGGCGCCCGCUUCGAAGAAGGCAAAGCUCGGCGAUGGUUUUGUUCGCGCGCGCUUCUCGAUCAUGGGCGGGCUCGAUUACGACCUCGUGUUGCGUGGCCAGCUCGACCCCGAUGGGAAAAAGAUCAUCGAUGGCUGGGGAGUGAUUCUUCGCGAUGGGGUGACCUGGGUGGUUCGCUAUGGCGGAGACCGCCCCGGUGAGCAGCGCACGAUGCUCGAGCGCCUCUACAAACUCGAGAAGCGCGAGGAGAUCGAGAUCCUGGCGUAUGCGUUCGGAAAUCGACUGCAUGUUCAGGUUCACGAUGCACGCAGCGGCGUCGAGCUGAUUUCUUCUCAAAUCGAGGAUUCGACGAUCCCUUCCUCCGGGAUGGUCGGCGUCGCGGUACCACCCGAGCACGAGAACGGUCCUGGGGCGCUCCUGACGCACCUCUCGCAGCGCGAGCUGUGCAAGGCAAAGAUCCCGGAGAUGCCCGAGCAGCGCCCACCGCGCGUGUUUCUCACGCUAUCCUCCUCUCAAUGGGAGGCCACGCCAGCGCCCGUGCGCGCGAUGUUGCUCGACCUCGAGCCAGCGGAGAGGCCGGAAGGGGCGAGGCGCUAUCAGACGGACAGCGUGGGGAUGGAGGCGCUCUUUUGUGCUGGGGUUCGGCCCAUCGAGAGCACCGCCGAGAUCCCCUGGAAGUACGUCGACGAGGAGUACCUGGCCAACAAGCACAGCCUCCCGGUCAAGGAUGAGACCGGGAUUCGCGUGGACCUGAGCUACAAGAAUCCCGCGAUGGUCGAGACCUUGAUGCGGGCCUUUCACGAGGCCUACCCCGAGGUCACGAGGCUCGAGGUGAUCGGGACCUCGCAUCAGGGGCGUCCGAUCCUCGCGAUGGCGAUCGCGGACAACCUCGUCUCCGAUGAUCCGAGGCCAUCGGUGUUGCUGAACGGCGCGCAUCAUGGAGACGAGCCGAUCUCGACCGAGAUCGUGUUCGACGCCAUCGAAUAUCUGCUCGACGAGCGCAUCGAGGAUCCUCGCAAGGUGAACCCGGAUGGCGCGCACGCUUUCCUCGAGCAGUCGUUUCGCAUGGGGCGAAAGAAUGGACGGGAGGUCGACGGCGUCAGCGGACAUCGACGCGAUGAGGGCGUGGACCUGAAUCGCAAUUAUCCGUUUCGCUGGCACUCGCUGGGAGAGGAAGGUUCGAGCUCGGAGGGUGAGUCCUCUUACUACCGCGGCGCGAAGCCCGGCUCCGAGCCAGAGACCAGGGCAAUGAUGGCACUCGCCGAGCGAGAGCGCUUCAUCGCCUCGAUCUCGUAUCACACGGGCACGGUGUGCAUUCUGGCGCCUUACACCAUCGACGAGGUCGAGAACCCCUCGCCCAACGAGGCGUGGGAGAUCGGCGGUGAGAUAUCGCGCGCGAUGCCGAGGCACCCCGAGGGGAGGUCCUUUCGGUUGCGCAAGAACCUCUAUCCAGUCGAUGGGACGGAUCAGGAUUGGUUUCGCGCGGAGCAUGGGACGGUCGCGUUGCUCGUCGAGGCGGUGCGGCGCACGCCUCGUAACUUCUGCGCCCGUCGACCUGUGGUCGAGGCGAACCGCCCAUCCUGGAUCUUGCUCUUUGAUCGCAUCCUCGAAGGCCCGACGCUUCUGGGGCGUGUGGUGGAUCGCGAGGGCAAGCCGCUCGAGGCCCACGUCGAGAUCCUCGAGCAAGAGGUUCGCGCUGGUGAGGUCUGGACGAGUCGCCCGCGAGAUGGCAGGUUCGCGCGGAUGUUUGUUUCGCCCGGAACGUAUACGGUGCGCGCCAGCGCGGAUGGUUACGUUCCUGUGACCCGAAAGGUGCGCGUUGGCGCGAAGAAGAGCCCUGACAAGGGCGCCAUGACGCGGGUCGAGCUCGUGCUCGAGCCCGCGGAUUCCCCGAAGAGCGACGCCCAGGAUGCUGGGAAGAAGUCAGCCGAUGAUGUCAGCAAGAAGGACGUCGUGGAGGACGCUGCUCCCGAGGGUUACAGUGAGAUCCCUUGUGGUGAUGCUCCCGAAGGGAUGAGCUGUGUUCCUGGAGGGGCGUUUCUGCGUGGGCAUGACUCGAAGGACAAGAACGCCAGGCCGCAGCAAAAGAUCUGGCUGACGACGUUUUAUAUCGACCAGCGCGAGGUCACCAACGCCGCCUACAAGGCGUGCGUCAAGGCGGGCAAAUGCGAUGAGGCGGGGCCUCGAUACCGAGGUUACAGCGAUGACGAGCAGCCGAUCACGGGCGUCAGUUGGUUUGACGCCAGGAAGUUCUGCGAGGCGCAAGGGAAGCAGCUCCCGACCGAGUCUCAAUGGGAGAAGGCUGCGCGAGGCACAGAGGGCGAACUCAAUCCCUGGGGGAACGAGGCGGCGACGUGCGAGCGCGCCGUGAUCAAGAACAACAAGGGGAGGGCGUGCGGCGUCAAGAAACCAGGAAGUAAGCCCGAGGCGGGGCGCAUCUGGAAGGUCGGAGAGAAGCCCGCAGGCCGCUACGACCUCUACGACAUGUCCGGCAACGCCGAGGAGUGGACGCUCGACUGGUACUCGCCGAGCUGGGAAGCCUGCGGCGAGGCGUGCCAGGGGCUCGAUCCGAAGGGCCCCUGUGAUGGUGCAAAGAGUUGUAAGGGGUAUAACAAGCGCGUGCUGCGCGGAGGAUCGUGGUACUGGCCUGCGGCCAAUGCGACGGGGAUUCAUCGCCGCGCGAACGUCCCGAGUAAUCGGCCCUACCAUCACUUCGGGUUUCGAUGCGCGGCGACCGUGGAGCAGGCCAAGGCGUUGACCGCGAGCGGCGAGAAAAAGUGA
Ostreobium quekettii is the source of this 2849-nucleotide messenger RNA. Lineage: Eukaryota; Viridiplantae; Chlorophyta; Ulvophyceae; Bryopsidales; Ostreobiaceae. The record is from the annotation of a GenBank genome assembly.